Cladocopium goreaui is the source of this 5492-nucleotide messenger RNA. The record is from the annotation of a GenBank genome assembly. Lineage: Eukaryota; Dinophyceae; Suessiales; Symbiodiniaceae.
AUGUCUACCCGUGCAGGUGGGGGCGAGGGUGUUCCGCACGAGGGGGACAUCUUGCUGGCCAUUUUGCUUUCCCUGGCAUUCUGUCUGGGAGCAGUGGCCGGCGCUGUCAUCUGCAACUGGGUGGGCAAGCUCCGAGGAAAAGGUGCUCUCAGGACAGUGGUGGGAGACAACCGGUGGGUCAGACUGACUGGCCGGGCACUUCGCUUUCUGCGCCGUCGCAGAGCGAUUGCUUUGGCUUUCAACCACCUGGGCUCCUACAGCUUGAGGCCCUCAGAGGGCAGUAGACCCAACAGCCUUCGUCAGAGGAGGGCAAACACACCUACACCAAAAGCGGCACAAAGCCAUCUUAGAAGGAGGACCCCGGAGGUGGACAACAUCUUGCACGAGGGAGUCGACGGAGGCCUGCGAGAUGCCUUGCUGGCGGCGCUCGGGGAUCCCCAGCGGUUGCGGGAGAUAGCCUUGAUUCCCCGCCCAGCGUGGGACUUGGCAGUCUCUGGCCUGCUGGUGGGACCUGGGCCGCCCAUGGCAGCGGUGGCACCCACGUUGGUGGAGUACGCCAGGGUGGAAGCAGUAAGGCGGGUUAGCCUUCUCAGAAUGGGCAAGUACCCGGACAGCCCAGGCGAUACGGGCGUGCUUCCACCGGUGGUGCCUGGAGCCCCCCUUCCCCCAGUGGCAAAGGACCAACUCUCAGCGCUAUCUCAGGUGAUAGCAGCGGGAGCUACGCCAUACGCCGACUUCUCUCUGUUCGGCCCUUUUGGGCAGAGGCUGUUACGCCGUCAGACAUAUAUGGCAUUCCAGUUGAACGCCGCGACAGGCGAAUGGAGCCGCAAAGAGCAGCCCGGCCCAGCGGACUUCCACUCAUGGUACAAAACGUGGAAGUGUUACCGCACAGCAAUGCUGCUGCUGGAAGCCUGCGAGUCAGAGAGGCUUGAUGCUUACUCUGAGUUCAUCAGGAGCCAGGUGACCCAGUUCGGAGACGAGGCUUGGAGCUUCAUCAGUCAGGCAGACUGCAGACUCCGGUCGGAACACAUGGACCGUCUGAGGAGGCAGCUCAGGGCAGAACCCCAGUUUGGCUUCACGGAGGCCAGUCCUUGGGGAGCCUGUUACGCCCUGGCAAUAAGGGAUGCAAGCUUCUGGAACAGAGAGCUCUCCACUCCAGCAACGCUGCUGUACAACGCAGACAAAUGCGGGUCACAGAAGGCACAGGGGAAGUGCAAAGCCUCGAGGCCUUCAGGGGACAAGGCCUCAGCUGAACCCAACAACGCUGACAGUCCCCGGGGUAGCAAGAGACCAGUGUCACCGGUGGCGCCGCCGACAGCGAAACAGAAGGCAGUCAUCCUGCGAGGAAGGAGGAUGCUGGCGAUAAAGUCCAAGCCAAGAAAGCCUGAGGCAGGACCCAGCACACCUUCCAACUCGAGCCAAGAGCGGCCACCGUUGAAGAGGAGAAGAGUAGAGGAGACAACAGCAGCCCCCAGCUCAUCGUCGAGGCCAAACCGUACCCUUGCGGAGCCACGAGAAAAGGUGGUCUGGAUCAAGGACAGGCCCAGGGACUACGGCUAUUGGCAGGCAACACAAGGAGACACAAAGGGCAGACCCAGGGCGUUGAUCAUCUUCGCAGGGAGGUCCAGAUCAGGCGACCUUAGCCAUCAGCUAGCAAGGCUGGGCUGGCUCGUCUGUUCUUUGGACACGCAAUCCCCUGUGCCCACGGAUAUCUUGGAUGACGCCAUCUGGGACGACGUGUCUUCGAACAUUAGGGACGGCUACUUCGACGCACUGUGGUUGGGAACGCCGUGUGGCACCUUCUCCCCACUGAGAGAGAAACCUCCAGGUCGGGAUGAGAUCAAAAGAGCACAUCGAAGGCUUGCCCCAGGACCAGCUCUGCAGAGGAACGUGGAGGCAGUAGACUUUGAUCAAUGCCGAACCGGAUUGGAAACGACCAAACCGACAAGGCUGCUGGUCAAAAGAAUCAAGUUGGAUUCUUUACAAGGUCUACGCUGCAACCACGUCAAGAAACAGUUUACAAGGCCAGACGGAUCCACUUACACAGCGGCACAUGAGAGCACAGUGCAACGGUGGGUAGACGGCCCGACGGGCAGACAAAGAGCCUCUAAAGCGCAGGGCGAGUACACUAUCACGCUGUGCAAGAUCAUUGUUAAGGUUUUCCAUGAGGCCAAGCAGGAGGCACUGGAGGCACUAGGAACAGAGUCGCCAGAGAAGGAGGAGGCCCCUGUAGGGAUGCCUCAGGCCAAGAACCCAGCCUGGCAAGUCAGGGAGCUACUCUACAAGGCGCAGGAUCUUUGGAAAGAAAUGAGGGAGACGGCCGCAGCCAUCCUGAGCGGGAGUAAACCCAAGGACCUCGAUGUUAGAGUGGUAGAGGCCGUAAGAAAAGCAGCCACGCAAAUGCUUGGCGGCAGCACCGGGCCCCGGCAACGUGAGGCCAGAGCAGAGACGCCUAUCAAUGCAAACCUCAUAGAAGCUUGGGGGCAUGCGGCAGGCGACAGGGACUCGCCACUACUGGCAAAGUGGUUGGACGACGGUGCUCCGUUAGGCUUCACGGAAGACAUUCCCACAACGGGAGUCUUCCCCGCAGUCCAGGGGCCAUCAGCCUCGGCAGAAGCAAUCAAGGGCAUGACCAGGACCCUGGAAGACUGGCAAAACUACAAGUCUGCUUUGGAAGAAAGCGAAGACCUAAACCAGUUGAUCCAAGACUACAUGGACAGAGGAUUCUGCCACAAGGUCUCCUCAAUGGCAGAAGCCGAACAGGAACUAGGCCGAACGCCGGUGCUCAACAAGCUGGGAGUCGUGGUGAAGUAUUCGCCCACGGGAAAGAAGAAGGCAAGAAUAGUCUGGGACUUGAAAGAGAGCCAGGCAAACACCAUCUGCAAUCAGAAGGAGCGCAUCAUCCUGCCCCGGUUGUUGGACUUGGCAAGCCAGGCAGUGGCCGCCUACAGGGAGCAGAAGGAUGUAUGGCUGGCAGCGGUAGAUAUCCGGGACGCCUUCAUGAACAUCCCGGCGGGAAAAGACAAGUUCAUGACGGUGGCAGCUUGGAAAGAAGAGCAAGGAGGACCCGACGGCAUCCUCAUCUUCGACACGUUGGUCUUUGGCUCCGCAUCAUCACCAACGAUCUGGGCGCGUUUCGCUGCCUGGUUGGGCAGGUCAACAUCUGCCAUCUCCCCGUCCACAGGAUUGCAAAUAUACGUGGACGAUCCGGGGAUGUGCCUCCCAGGAAAGCUGGAAGAGGCAGUGAGGGAGCUCACCAGCGUCCUCUUGUGGUUCGCAAUAUCGGGCUUCCCUGUGAAGCUGGAGAAAGCAGAAGGUGGCAAAUCAAUCAACUGGGUGGGAGCCACAAUCACCGCAGUUGACAAGGACGAGGAGGUGGUGGUGACCAUACCAAAAGAAAAGGUAGAGAAGCUACAGGCCACGACGCUCAACUUCUUGAAGAGACCCGUAGUGGGCCACAGGCAACUGCGAUCCUUCGCAGGCAGCCUGUCGUUUGUGGCAGGCUUGGUGCCGCACCUGAGGCCAUUCCUCUCCACAUUCUGGGCCGUGCUGGCAGGUGUUGGAGCGGCGAAUGACGGAGCUGGUACCCGGCAUUCCGGAAAGCUACUCCACACGUUCACUGAAGUGAAAGCCACCAUAACAACGGACGCAUCGCCCUGGGGCAUCGGAGGCGUCAUGAGGGUGGAAGGAUGCACUCCGCAGUGCUUCUCAUCGCCCAUACCUGCAGAGGCGCUGAAGAGAUUCAAAGCGCAGACAGGGCUGUCAAAAUUCAAUACAGUAUGGGAAGGGCUAGCCUUACUUGUAGCUUUCCGCAUUUGGCUCCCCUCGUUGGGUCACGGAGCACAAGUACGGGCAAAGUCCGACAAUGUCGGCGUCCUCUACAUGAUCGCCAAUGGCAAGGCCACGUCGGCUGAGCUGAACAUACUAGCGAGAGAAUUCUCGCUGGACCAAGCACUACAGGUCUACAGGGUGAACUGGCUAGUCCACAUUCCAGGGAUCACAAACCUGGAGGCCGACUCACUCUCUAGGCAGUUUUCUCCCUUACCUCCGGCCUGGCCCUCCACAUUGGCAGACGCAAUAGUCAGGUUCAAGAGAUCCGUGGGCGCGGGCCCUUGGCUUCCACCGCACAAGCCGGUGGCCAAAGCCAGGCCUUCUUCUUCUCCCUCCGUCUUGCACGAGGGCUUUGCCAUUCGCAUUCCGUCCCGGAGCGAGGCAAGACCCAUCAUCGACAGGGCAACAGCAGCACCCGAAGGUCGCGAGGCGGCUGGCGUUCCUUCCGUCGGGGACAACAACGUUCUCGAUGGAGAACCCAGACCUUAUGGCCGCGGAUCAUCGGUGGCUGCAUUACAAGCCCUGAAUGAUCCAGAGAAGUGCAUAAGCCAUCUCAAAGAUGGUAUGCAAGCGAGUACCACAAAGGGCCCAACAGCCUCCAGGAGAACUUUGUGGGCCGCCUUGGCGGCAAAAGCGGGUUACUCCGAGCCUUUCAACCUGGAGCCAAACAUGAUCUACGCAGUCAUGGGGGCCCUGAAUCUCGCUGGCUACAGAUCUUCAGAGCUGUACCUGGAAGCAGCCAAAGGCGUGCACAUUGCAGAAGGAUGUCCCUGGACACAACAACUGCAACAAGCAGCCAAAGCGGCAAUACGAAGCUGCAAACGGGCCAGAGGACCGCCCAAACAGGCGGCAGGCCUCCCCAUGGACAAGCUGAGCAAGCUGAACCUAGAUCAGCAGCUGGCUCCGGGGGGGCCUUCCUGGCCGGUUCGAUCCACACUGCUGGCAGCAUGGUGGCUGCUAAGAGAGAUCGAGGCUUCCAGAGCCAAGAAGAAGCACAUCACGGUGGUGCGUGAACUAAAGCGCAUAACCUGGCGCCUGCCAAGCUCGAAGACAGAUCAGGCAGCGCUGGGAGCAGAGCGCACACACACGUGCAACUGCGCUUUCUCACCACCUGAGAUGUGCCCAUAUCAAAUGAUGGUGCAGCAUCUCGGAGAGAGACCACAUGAUGACGACCUCAUCUUCCAAGACCAGCUGGGCGAAAGAACAACAAAGUCUGGAUGGGCCGACACAUUCCAGGAGCUGGCAAGGCAUCUGGGCCUUCCCAUCACUCAUGGCAACGGAGCCCGGGCAUACACAGGGCAUUCCGCCAGGGUUUCGGGAGCCCGGCAUCUUGCCGCCUCACAAGUGGAAUUGUGGCGCAUCCAACUGUUCGGCAGAUGGGGCUCAGAAGUGUUCUUACACUACAUUCAGGACACGCCACUGACCCAGCUGAACGACUUAGCCCAAGAGUCCUCAAGAUUGUCCAUACAGGCAGCCAAAGAAGAGCUAUUGACGCUCAUAAGGUCCGCACAAAACCUGAAACCACAGUUGGCCUUGCCAAACGUGGACAUGCUAGAGAUCAUGGAGAACACGCUGCGGCUGGCGUUUUGGACGCGAGGGAGAGGUUUGGCGUUGGCUGGAAUGUCAGAGGGCAUUUAUCCUGCAGUCCUGGGUGUGGUAGU